AAAUAAACCCUCAGAUUCAGAUUCAGCUGCAGCGGCGUCACAGAAACCGUGAGUUGAAUCCUGCGUCAGAUCCUGCAGACCUCAGAUCAGUGGAGUUUUACUGAACGCUGAACCCUCUGAACAGGUCCAAAAAUGUCCACAAUGUCUGCUCUGCUGCCUCUGACAGGCUUCUUCUUCUUCUUCGUUUCCUCGGUGACCAGCUCCACGUCCCACGUGCUUUUGCCGGUGACCUGUAUGACCCGCGGCGCUGACCUGGCGGAGGACGGUCCGCUGGUCUUGUGUCCAGACUGUUCCCAGUAUCGGAUGUCGGUGUUCGGAACCGGAGUUUACGCCUCCGUGUCGUCGGUCUGCGGCGCCGCCAUCCACAGGGGAAUCUUCGGUCGGUCCGGUGGUACCGUCAGGGUCCACAAGCUGAAGGGACGUCACAGCUACAUGAGCUCCUACGCCCACGGCGUCCAAUCACAGGCCUUAUCUCAUUGGACCAGCUCCUUCAGCCUGUCCAAACCUGAGGACGUUCCCAUGGAGCUGACCAGUCACACCAGUACCACAGCCCUGCCUGCAGAAAGAAACCUCUGAAGAAAACCGUCAGUGAAGAAGGCCCUUCCAGGAGGAAACAAAGACUGUCAGUUGGACAUCGCCAUGGUGAUCGACAGCAGCAACAACAUCGGCAGGAGACGCUUCAACCUGCAGAAGAACUUCAUCACCAAACUGGCGGCCAUGUUGAAAGUGGGACCCACCGGACCCCACGUCGGCCUCGUACAGGCCAGUGGUUCACCACAGACUGAGUUCCUACUGACCAACUACACCCAACCCAAAGAGCUGCUGUUCGCCAUCAAGGAGGUGGCGUACCUGGGCGGAGACACAAACACAGGUAAAGCCAUCAUGCACACGGCCGAGACCUUCUACACCCAGGAGAACGGCGGGAGGCGGGGCCACCCCCGGGUCAUGGUGGUUUUGAUUGACGGCUGGCCCUCCGACGACCUAGAGCAGGCGGCCAUGUUGGCCCGAGAGUCCGGCAUCAACGUGUUCAUGGUGUCCGUGGCCAAACCGGCGCCCGAGGAGCUGGGAAUGGUCCGAGACAAGGACUUUGUCCAGAAGGCCGUUUGUAAAGACAACGCCCACUUCAGUUACUCCAUCCCCAGCUGGUUCAGCACCACCAAACACGUCAAACCGCUCACCCAGAGGCUCUGCUCAUUGGACGGCCUCCUCUGCAGUAAAACCUGUUAUAACUCGGUGAACAUCGGUUUCCUCAUCGACGGAUCCUCCAGCAUCGGAGACUCCAACUUCAGGAUGAUGCUCGACUUCCUGGCAGGAAUCGCCAGAAGCUUCGACAUCUCAGACAUCGGAGCUCGUAUCGGUGCGGUCCAGUUCACCUACGACCAGAGGCUGGAGUUCGGCCUGUUCGACCACCCCAGGAAGGAGGACACCAUCAACGCCCUGAGGAGGAUCAGCUACAUGAGCGGAGGGACGGCAACCGGCGCCGGCAUCACCUACGCCAUCCAGAACCUGUUCAGACGGACUGGACCGGGUCGGAACUUCCUCAUCAUCAUCACCGAUGGCCAAUCGUACGACGACGUCCAGCUUCCGGCUCUGGAAGGACAGAAGAAAGGCAUCACCAUCUUCUCUGUGGGUGUGGCCUGGGCUCCUCUGGAGGACCUGAAGGCCAUGGCAUCCGAACCCAAAGAAGGCCACACCUUCUUCACCAGAGACUUCAUCGGCCUCGCUGAGAUAGUCCCAGCGGUGGUCCGAGGGAUCUGCCGAGACUUCAACGACAAGAACUAACACAACAGACACACAAACACACAACGACGGCAAGGUGACAGACACACAACUACAGACACACAACCACACAGUGAUGACACAACCACGGAUGUAAGGACACACAACGACAGACACACAACUACCACAAUCUGAAAACCCACAAUCUGCACAGGCUUCCAUGACAACAACUAACAGACACACCUGCGUAUGACGACACAACUGCACACAGACAGACACACAACUACAUACACACAAUAAUAAACACACAAUCUGCAGAGACUUCAACAACAGACACACAACAACUGACACAACUACACACACUGAAACACAAACCAACACAUUCUGUAAAUACUGUCGGAUCCAACAUAUGAACACACACACAAACACACAUAUACACACACUUAAACACACAUACAAACACACACACACAAAGGCAGUUUCUAUUUAAUGAAGGAGUAGUUUAAUGAUCAGUAGAAAAUAAAAUAAACCUGAUGUCGAUAACGAAUCAUGAACAGAUUUAACUUAAAUCUGGUUUAAUUCAACAGACGAUAAAUAAAUAAAAGGAGACGUUAAAGAAAACAGAAAGUGUAAAUAUUAAGCCCCGCUUCGCCAAAGAUCUGGACAUUUGACACAUUUUACAAAAAAAACUAAAGGUAGAACUAAACCUGAGGACGUUUAUGUUUAUGUCCCAAACUUUUUACCGAAUUAUAAAAACAGUUUAUAAUGAUCAUAAAUGUUGUUACAGUUUAAUAGUUUCACAGAUGAGAGGGAUGUAAACGUGGUGUUAGCAUCUGUUAGCAUCUGUUAGCAUCUGGUCAUCAGGUGACCUGAGGCUGCGUCUUCCAUUGGCCAUGGGUCUGGAUAUGGACCUGGAUCUGGUCUGGGUCUGGAUAUGGACCUAGAUCUGGUCUGGGUCUAGGUCUGGUUUCUGGAUAGGGACCUGGAGCUGGAGCUGGAGCUGGAGCUGGAGCUGGAGCUGGAUCUGGUCUGGGUCUGGGUCUCCAUAUCCAGACCCAGACCUGGACCUGGAUCUGGAUCUGGUCCGGGUCUAGGUCUCUAUAUCCAGACCUGGACCUGGACCUGGACCUGGACCUGGACCUGGAUCUGCUUCUUGAAUAUUAAACUGUAAAAUCAUUUAAAUUCAUCAAUACAUUUUCAUUUCCUCCAUUAACGCGUCUUAAAAUGUUCUAAAAUUUGCUUCUUCAUUUAGUUUUUUCUUCAGCUUUAAUGGAUCAAAUGGUUUUUAAUGGAUUUAAAACAAAAACACUUAUUUCACAGCAUCUUAAACUUAUCUGUCAAUAAUAGAAACAAAUAAAAUAUUUAAAAAAUCAACAAAAAUACACUGAAAACCUUAAAUUAUCUCCAUCAGUUUCUCGUCUUUUUCUCAUUAUAACGACUCAUAAACAUGAAUAUUUCUGGGUUUGUUGUUUUUGUCGUUUUGUGAUUUUCCUGAUGUACAGUCUGUUCACUUUUAAUACUUUCACAUUUUUAUCAUUUCUUCUCUUUAUUUUAAGGCCGAUUUUGGAAACAUGUUUUAAUGAAUGAAUGAAUUGUGCCAAAUAACGCUUUGUAUUUUAUCAGUGUGCUUUAAUUUUAACCUGAAUCUGUUUAUUUCUGGCCUUUUUUUAAUUAAGUCUGUCAGUUUUAAUAAUCUGUCGGUUAAAAUAAUGGUUUAUUUUUGCCUUGAAUGAGUUUUAAUUUGAUCUACGCUUGCGGAAAGUUGAUAAAAACAAUAUUUGAUCAUGUGAAGAUCAUCAUCUGCUUGAGUUUAAUCUCAUUUUCUUCUUGAUAAAGAUUCUAUUAUGUUUAAAGACAUGUCAGUGGCUGUUUUUUUUUUUUUUUUUUUUUUUAUUUUAUUUUAGGGCCAAAAACAAUCAAAACAAUGUGAUUUUUUUAGGAAGAAAAACGACUAAUACUGAAUCUAAACCUGGUGAAUAAUUUGUAAAUGAUCAGAAUGCGUCGUUAAAUCAGCUUUAAAGGGUUGUUUUGUGUUUUUUUAUAAAAGAAAAAUCCUUGAAAACUCAGAUUUUCUGUCUUUUUGUAAUAAAACCUCUGAUGGGUUUGGUAUUAACUGUUGAUUCUGUCUUUUUCUGUAUUUAUUACCUGUUUUUUUCUUGUGUUUUCCAAUAAAAAACAGUUUUUUACAGUU
Molecule: messenger RNA, 3910 nt
Organism: Sphaeramia orbicularis (orbiculate cardinalfish)
Lineage: Eukaryota; Metazoa; Chordata; Actinopteri; Kurtiformes; Apogonidae
Product: cochlin-like
Exons: 15
Source: RefSeq, a predicted model, not a curated record